UUUAGAGCCGUGGCCUGUGAAUAUCGACGCAUAUCUCUCCUACAAUUACUCUCUCGCUGUCGCAGUUAGAGCACGGAGUCAAGCUUCCCGUGAUCAUUGCAUCUGACGUCAAAGAACUGAAUCGGUCGCAGUCGCACGCAAGCAGUAUGGCUACAUUGUUGCAGUUUCCACUCGUGCAGACGCUGCUCUUGCUCGCUUGCAGUUGGGCAGUCGUCAAAGUUGUGAGUGAGGAAGUCUUGACAGCGAUCAACAACGAAUACAAACGGAGAGGCUCGGCCCUUUUCGGAGACGAACAGGAUAUUGUUGUGCCAUAUCAAGUUGACCAACAAGGAGAAUUUGUUAGUUGGGAUAUUGCAUCACCAGUUCGAUUCAAAAGAGCAGAAACCGAAGACUCUCAAGAACUCGUGUCUCGUUGUUUCAGACUGACCGCUUUCAAAGAAAGUUUCCAUCUCUGUGUGGUGAGGAAUGAAGAUCUGCUUUCCCCGAAUUUUGUUGUGGAGAUUAUCGAGGCUAAUGGAACAAUCAGAACAGACAGCUCAAGGCCUGACUGUUACUGGAAGGGCAUUCUUAAGAGUCAUCCAAAAUCGAGUGUCGCAAUCAGUACAUGUGAUGGAAUGACUGGAUUGCUGAGGACAUCUGACACAGAAAUGCUGAUUGAGCCUCUGGCUAUUGAGUUGAGAAAUAAAGUCAAUGUGAGCAAUGGGGUUCCGCAUCUUAUUAAGAGAAGACCUCUGGACUCAGAAGAAAGAAAGGCACACUCAAAUGAGAGCUUAUCACUAGAAGAUGUCUUCUGCUCAGUGCGAGGCAAGAAGCAAAGAUCUCAUACUUCAAGAGGAUCUCAGUCUAAUCGAAGUGCCCGCAGCUCUAGCUCUUUUGAUGAGGAUCUAGGUGAUCCUUACAUUGAGUUGAUGGUCGUUGUUGAUCAUCACAUGAAUAAAAAAUAUGACAAUCGACCCAAGCAAACAGAGGGGCUUGUUUUGUCACUCAUGAACAUAGUCAGUUUAUUGUACAGUGAAUAUCCAUAUGGAGUUGGCGUCAAGAUCAUGGUCGUUCAAUUGAGGAUUCUACAAGAUACCCAGAGUGGCCUCAAUGUCAACAAGGCGAUAAAAGUUGCUCUUAACGAAUUCUGCAGGUGGCAGCGUCAGUUUCAUGUAGAUAAGGGUCAUCCUUCUCACUAUGAUCUUGCACUAUUAAUCACAGGAGUUAACCUGUGCUUUCAAGAUGGUGAACUCUGCAGUCCAUCAGUUGCAGGAAAAGCAAACAGUAGAGAGGUGUGUAAUCCAAAUAGGAGCUGCAUCAUAGUAGAAGAAAUGGGUUUUGUGACGCCAUUCAUCAUUGCCCACGAGAUCGGACACAUGGUUGGUAUGGAGCAUGAUGGUCUAUCCUAUGAUCCCAUCGCUUCAAAAUGCAAUCCUCAAGAUGGCUACUUAAUGUCAAACAUCAUACCUCAUGGAGCUAACACGUUUCUGUGGUCCAAUUGCAGCAGAGAGUCUCUCAAAGCCUUUCUAAGGACUUCCAAGGCCAGGUGUCUUGAUGAUAAACCCAGGAAUCCCAAGCAGUUGUCUUCUCUUGGAGGAGAGCCAGGAUAUUUUUACAAUGCUGAUAUACAAUGUAGAUCAACAGUUAUUGGUGCAAGGAGAGCUUGCACCAUGGAAAUCGACAGAGAUGCGAUGAGGGCUAUGUUGCUACCAAGCAACUGGACUCUGUGUGAGUUUAUGGUUUGUUAUACUGAGGAUGGCAGAUGUGUUAACACUUCUGCUUCUGCUGCUGAUUUUACCCCUUGUGGAGGACAAAAGGUAUGUUUGAGGGGACAGUGCCACGUGAAGCCGAGACAGAGAGAUGGCGGAUGGAGCAAGUUCUAUCCAAUAGGUCAAUGUACACGAUUGUGUGGUGGUGGUGUACUCACAGAAGUUCGAUACUGCAACAACCCGAGUCCGAGAUAUGGUGGCAGGUCUUGUGUGGGUCAGAAUGCUCGACUGAAACUGUGCAACGAACAACCUUGUAAGAGCAAUCCUCGAUAUGCAGAAUGUGAAAACUACAAUGGGUAUGUUGGGGGUAGGAACUGUUCAAUUCCAGGUCGGAGUCAUAUCGUUGAUAGUCACUGGAUUCCAUAUUUCAGUGAUACACCUGGUGAGGACUGCAUGUUGUAUUGUGAGAUGAGGGAGAGAAAAUGCAUUUAUAGAGUUGGGUUGCCCGUUAACGAUGGCGUGCCUUGUAGCAACAAUGAUUCAUAUCGAUGUAUUAAUGGUGUCUGCCAGGGUCUGGGAUGUGAUGGUGUUAUCGGAUCAAAUGCAGUUGUCGAUGCUUGCAAUAUCUGUGGAGGAGACAACUCGACAUGCAAGGAGGUUACAAAGACCUUUGAGGACAAACUAGACAAGAAGGGUUAUUAUGUCAUCAAGAAAUUUGAAGCAGGCAAUUUUCGAAUUCGUGUUGAAGAGAUGUCAGCUUCAGACGCAACAUCUCUAAGUCUGUUGGAUUCUGAUGGUCACUACUUGCUGGAUUUGCAGUCAGAAAAGAUCUGGCCCAACUGGGAUUACAAUGGAACUUUGAUUGUGUACUCUUCGAAGCCGGGCCAGCCAGAGGUUAUCACAAUUGACGAUCCCCUUACAAGAAAUUUGCAUUUGAGGGUUCACUACUCGCCUGAUCUUGGGCCCAAUCCUGGAAUCCGCUACAUAUUCACUCGUAACAAAACCAAAACUCGACCGGAUAUCAGCUUCUACUGGUCUCUCGAUGGAUAUUCAGACUGCAGUGUAACAUGUGGUCGAGGCAUAGAAGCUCCCAACUUCAUUUGCCACCGGAGUCAGCGUCAGUCUCCUAUGAAACCGAAAUUCUGUAGUGGCAUUCCUAAACCAUUCAUUGCUCAUAAGUCUUGCACACGUCAAGACUGUCCAGUGGCAAAGUGGUACAAAAGUGUAUGGUCACUGUGUUCUUCUAACUGUGGGAUGAAGUCACGUGACGUUUCGUGUCGCGAGUAUGUCAACAAUCAGCCCAAAAUGAUGCUUGAUGAAAGCAAUUGCAAGGAACCCAAACCGCCCAGCCAGCAGACGUGUCAACCAUCAGAAUGCAGCAAUGACUGUAUGGAUCGAGUUGCACUAGCGUGCUCUCUUGUAUCACAACUCCCAACAUUCCCACAGUUGUGCAAUCAAAGCUCAACCACCGAGUCAUCCCUCGGAUCAAUGUGCUGCAAGUCGUGCCAAAAACACAUUCAAGCGACAAGGCGUCGCCGCAAAUGAUGAAAAUUUAAGUGCUCAAAUCCAUAGAUCUUCGAUAAACGAUAGUUUUUACAUCACAUCAUAGAUGAUGUACUCUUGGCUUAGCAGUUGUAGGGCGUAAAUCUAAAGCCUUAUUUUUAGCAUUGAACAGCAAGUCAGACCCGACAUACGCUUUUCUAUAAACUGUAUUUAUACAUGGUAAGAGGCUAGAGGUAUAAAUGUUAGCAGCUAGAAUUGUAUGCACAUACAUGUAUGAUGAGGUAAUGUAGGAAUUGAGGUAAUGUAUGAUGUAUACAUCCCUCACCUGCUGGAGUAGUAGGU
Corticium candelabrum is the source of this 3533-nucleotide messenger RNA. Its product is annotated as A disintegrin and metalloproteinase with thrombospondin motifs 18-like. The transcript is spliced from 24 exons. Gene Ontology annotation, cellular component: extracellular matrix. Lineage: Eukaryota; Metazoa; Porifera; Homoscleromorpha; Homosclerophorida; Plakinidae. Bases 147 to 3233 code for a protein of 1028 amino acids. Gene Ontology annotation, molecular function: metalloendopeptidase activity. Gene Ontology annotation, biological process: extracellular matrix organization; proteolysis. The record is from RefSeq and is a predicted model, not a curated record.